GGCAACAAUACCAGUUUAAACUUGCUCAGGUUAGUUGGAGACAAAAAGCUUUCUCUCAGUUUGCAUUCUAAGGUUGCAAAGCGGUGUAAUGUGACAGAAGAAAAAGCCUGGAGUGAAUUCCUGUUCAAACGUUGCUAGGGAUAGGAAAAUAGAGAGCAGUCGACAGAGCCAGACGAACGAGAGGGCAGUCUUGUCUUCAGAUGGUGCUAAUGACUGAUCAACCACAUGAGGGGGAAGAACUAAAACCUGUCAGGGUGAUCAGUAAAAAAGAAAACAAAGCUACUUUGACCCACUCAGAGAGUGAAAAUGGAACAGAAGAAAAAAGAAAGAGUGGAAAGCUGUCUACUGUGGUGACACAGACACCAUCGACUGAUACAGAAUAUCUUGAAGACCAUAAGAAAACUGCAGCUUCACGGUCAAAGACAAUUGUGGAUAAUACUAUUUUGGCAGCAGAUGGCAAGAAUGACUCAAAGCUAGAAAGGAAGAAGCAUGCUUCAAAUAAGUUUAAGUCCAAUGCUCACUUUCACAAGUUGUUUCUGGAUGUCCCAAUCGAUGAGCCCUUGAGACAAAGCUUCACCUGUGCCUUGCAGAAAGAAAUUGUGUACCAAGGGAAGCUAUUCAUAUCAGAAAACUGGAUUUGUUUCCAUUCUAAGGUCUUUGGCAAAGACACUAAGAUUACUAUACCUGUGCCCUCAGUAACCUUAUUAAAGAAAACUAAAACUGCCAUUCUAGUGCCAAAUGCCCUGGUUGUAUCAACAGUCUCUGAUAGGUACAUAUUCAUCUCCUUUCUCUCCAGAGACACAGCUUACAAACUAUUAAAAUCUGUUUGCCAGCACUUAGAGGAUGUGAGUGUUGGCAACAGUCCCAAUCCUUCGUCUCCAGAAAACAGCUUCAGAGCUGAUCGCCCUACAACCUUACCUUUGGGCUUGAGUGAAGAUUAUUCUGAACUGGAUGGCAUCAUUCGGCAGCGGAGGCAGGAAAUGGAAGAAUCUAGCAGCACUGGUUCUCAGACUCCAGAACUGGAACAUUUUCAAGAUUACCUUGCUGUUGACACCAAGACUCAUCUGAAAGCAUCCAAGGUAGAGGCAUCACCUGCCCAUGCAGACGUACACUCAAAAUGCUUGUGCGAUGGUAAACUCAAGAAUGUUUCUUGCAACGUUACUCCUAGAAUCCUUGGUUUCUUCUACAGAACGAAUUACCAAAAGCUUCUAUCUGUGAACCACAUACUUGUUUUAUAUGCAAUUCUUGUCUGUAUACUAAUUUUCUCUACAUUCUACAUGAGAUAUAAAAUCCACAUUCUGGAGGAGCAACUUGGUUCCAUGGCAUCCUUUGAGGAUUCGCAUAUUAAUGAACAUCCAAUGCAAGAAGACUUGGAAUCUCAUCUGCAUCUUAAUGUGGCUGGUCUCUGUGAGGAGCUAAUGGCUAAUCUUAUCAAAUUGGAAAAGAUACAGAGAAAUUUACAGAGACUUCUUGAAGAUAGUAGAUGAAUUGCCAGUCCCUUGGGGCUACUUCAUACCUCAUUGUGCUCCUGAUAAGCAAUUCCAAAUAUGACAUGAAGCUCUGCAGGCCAGAGUGGGUGUCAUUCCACUGAAUCCAAAGCCAGAGUUUUAUUGUUUGCUGCUCUUGUACUCAGCAAUGAGAGUUUGUAUCUGUGCAAUAAAGUGUGUCUAUUCAAAGGAAGCCUUUCUGUUAUCUAUAAUGAUGUGAAUAACUGACAAGACUGCAUUUGGCACUUUGCUAUAUUGCUAAAUCUACAUAAUUCCAUUUAAAUUGUGUGUGAUUUUCUGUCUUAAAAUGGUGCGACUAUGAACAGUGCUUGGCCUUUGAUGUAUAAUUUGCUGAAAAGCUGGGUGACUUUCAGAUGCUUAUCUUUGAUGGCACACAUCCAUUUGUUUUAUUUCCUUUCCUACUCAGAUGUAGAUAUUUGGGCAUAUGUCUAAGAUACAACCAGCUGGGCCCACUGGACUUUACUCUGCAAGCAACUGAAUGAUCUCUGUUUCCUUUGGAUCAUGUUCCUGAAACUCCAUACUCAGUUGCCAAGUAGCCCAGUUCUGCACUCUAGACUUCUGUAAAGGAAACAUUUUGACUUUUUUCCUAAAAAUCUCCAUGCCACAAAAAACUUCAGCUUUUAAAGAACAGAACAUUAAAAUAUUACCUCCACAAGUUUUUUUAGUUAAACUGAUUUCUAUAGUAAACAAAUUGUAGUUGAAAAACUUUUACCAUAAUGUAGACAGGAAAGUGAAUGGUCUGUGGAUUGCUCAAAGGCUGACAAUUCACAAGCUACUUAAGUGUGGUGGUGAUCAUGACUCAUUGGUAGAACAUCUGAUAUGCAUGUCCAAUGUCUCAGUUUCAAUCCCAGAAUUUCCAGUUCAAAGGAUCAGGUGACAGCGGAUUUGAAAGACCUAAACCUGAAACCCUAAAGAACUGCUGCUAGUCUGAGUAGACAACGCUGACCUUGAUGGACCGAUGGUCUAUAAGGUAGCUUCAUAUGUUCGAUUGUACUUUGAUUUAAAUGAGUUUAGUACCCUACAAAGUUUAUUUAAAUUUAGGUACGUGUCUUUGGGGUUUGCAACUUAUAUCAGUUUUUCAUUGCAAUUUUAAUUGUGUAAUUUUUGGUCACUCUAUUGGGAGUGGUGCAGAUUCUAAACAAAUUAUGUAGCAGAAACCAGUAGCUCAAUGAUGUUUUAAGAAUAUCAACAACUCAUCUUCUGAUACAUAUUUGUGGAUUGGAUUAUAUACUACCUUGAACUGAACAAGUUUGUGGAAGUGAGUUUUGUUACCUCCUUCCCCACUGCAGCUCUCUGAGCUUCCUGCAAAGCUACUCCUUAGGACUGGGGGACCAUUGGAAAUUCUCUGAUAUGUAGCAUGUGGAACUGGAAGUAGAAGAGGGAAUGAACAGAAAUCACCUCUUCCCACUCUUAGCAUGAUCUCCAUGGUUCAUAUGAGAAGAGCAGGAGGAGAAAAACACAAAAUUCUCCCUUCUAACUGCAGAUUCCUAAUGCCACAUCCCACGGUCUGGCCAUUAGGAACACCUUUUAGUGAAGUGAGGGAAAUGGCAAAAACAACUGUGAAAGACUCCUUUCAUGCUAGUAUAGGAUCCAAUCCUUUCCCACAGUGCCUUACCAAAGCACAUGCUGGUGAUCUAAUUCUUGUU
Messenger RNA from Gekko japonicus, 3154 nucleotides. RefSeq names its product GRAM domain containing 3 (gene GRAMD2B). The record is from RefSeq and is a predicted model, not a curated record. The transcript has 14 exons. The coding region runs from base 201 to 1487 and encodes 428 amino acids. NCBI's taxonomy places the organism in Eukaryota, Metazoa, Chordata, Lepidosauria, Squamata, Gekkonidae.